This is a messenger RNA of Sinocyclocheilus anshuiensis, 1793 nucleotides long. Its product is annotated as crossover junction endonuclease MUS81-like. The transcript has 15 exons. Gene Ontology annotation, molecular function: 3'-flap endonuclease activity; DNA binding; crossover junction DNA endonuclease activity. Gene Ontology annotation, cellular component: nucleus; Holliday junction resolvase complex. Gene Ontology annotation, biological process: double-strand break repair via break-induced replication; mitotic intra-S DNA damage checkpoint signaling; resolution of meiotic recombination intermediates. The coding region runs from base 1 to 1656 and encodes 551 amino acids. Lineage: Eukaryota; Metazoa; Chordata; Actinopteri; Cypriniformes; Cyprinidae. The record is from RefSeq and is a predicted model, not a curated record.
AUGCCGACGGAUCAGGUGUGUUUGGGUCGGAAGCGCCCUGUACCUUCAUGCCCAAACCCUCUAUUCUUGCAGUGGUUAACAGAGUUGCGUGGCAGCGCCAAAGAGAAAGGCUUGAAAACGCAGUAUGUGUACCAGAAGAAAUACCCUCUGCCGCUGAAAAACGGAAAGGAGGCGAAGAUCCUGCUAAAUUUCGGUGACGGGAUCUGCAAGAUUUUGGACGAGCGGCUGCAGAAGCAUUAUCGGGAAAACGGUUCUGAUGCUCCAAUCCACUUGGCUACUUCUUGCCAUCGGAGCAGCACGGCUUCCUCCAAACAGAUGGAAGAACCUCAGAAGGAACCUUCAGGAAACUUUAGUGAGCAUAUGAAGCAAACACAAAAAGAAGUAAGAAAGGAGAAGGGAGCUAAGAAAAAGAGAGAAUAUGUGCCACAGAAGAGGUCUGGAGGUUAUGCUGUACUGCUCACUUUGUAUAGACACACACAGAUGCCUGGCAGUAAAGGCUUUAUGUUUAGGAAUGAACUGCAAACUGAGGCACAACCCUUGUGUGAGAAGUCCUUCACAGUGCCUGAUCUUGGUAGCAAGUACACUGCAUGGUCAUCAGUUAGCACACUCAUUCAGAAAGUUCUUCUGGUGAAGACGCACAAUCCUGCCAGGUAUUCAUUGACUGAUCAGGGUCUGGCUCUAGCCGAGAAGCUGGAUUCAGAAGAGACGGGGAUGGCUAAAGAACAUGUGGAGCAAAUGAGUGAAGAAGAGGACACUCGGGAUGGACCAGAUGUUGCAGACCUGACUUUAGAGGAGGAGGAUGAGGAGGACCAGGAAGAGAAAGAGAGUUGGGGAAGCAGCGGUCGCAAACAAGAAUUGGUUAAGGAAUUACAAAGGAAUGGUGUGACCUUUGAUGUCAGGAAACUGAAUGUGGGCGACUUCCUUUGGGUGGCACCUGAGAAAGUGACACCUGUUCCCGGGCAGCUGCGUCCACCUGUGGGAAUAGAGCUGGUGCUUGAUUACAUAACUGAAAGGAAGAGGAUGGAUGAUCUGUGUGGAAGCAUCAUAGAUGGACGCUUCAGAGAGCAGAAGUUUCGACUGAAGAGGUGUGGUCUGCGUAAGCCCAUUUAUCUAGUGGAGGAGUGUGGACCAGUGGCGGCUCAUCUCAGUAUACCUGAGAGUACAUUGCAACAGGCUAUAGUCAAUACACAGGUGGUUGAUGGCUUCUUUGUGAAGCACGUACAGGAUGUGAAAGAGUCUGCUGCUUACCUCACCAUCAUGACCAGAUACCUCCAGAAACUCUACCAGAAUUGCACAUUAUUCUGUCGCUCCAGAGAACUGGUGGAUGAUGGAGAAGAUAAGAGUGAGCAAAUGGCAAACCUGUCCUGUUCUCUCAUGGCCUUCACAGAAUUGAAGUCUCUGACUCAUACAAACAGUGCCAGAUGCGGGAAGUAUUUGCACGACAGCUUAUGCAGAUCAGUGGAUAAAGCAACCGCUGUUCUUGAAAACUACAGCACAGUCAGCAGUUUAUUGCAAGCAUAUGAUCAGUGCUCCGAUGAAACAGAUAAAGAGAAACUUCUUUCAUCCAUCAAAUAUGGAAAACUCAAAAGGAAUAUUGGACCGGCCUCGAGCCGCACUAUAUAUCAGCUCUACUGUACACGUGGACCUCUGUCAUAGGCUUUCGCCUUAUUACAAACACAAAAGUGUUGUUGCACUUUAGUUUAAUCAUUGCAUUUUCAUUUUCAUUCAGUACAUUUGUUGACUCUCAAAUAAUGUAUACAAUAAUAAAGAUAUAAAUUACAGUUUUUCUAACU